This is a messenger RNA of Triticum turgidum subsp. durum (durum wheat), 1380 nucleotides long. The record is from the annotation of a GenBank genome assembly. Lineage: Eukaryota; Viridiplantae; Streptophyta; Magnoliopsida; Poales; Poaceae.
AUGGAGCCAAGCAGCACCAACCCCGGCCGCGGCCGCGUGGUCCUCUUACCGCUGCCAUACCAAGGACACAUCAACCCCAUGCUGCGCCUGGCCGCCGCGCUAGACUCCCGUGGCCUCGCGGUCACCAUCCUCCACCCAGAGACCCGCGCGCCGGACCGCCGGAAGCUCCCGGCGGAUUACCGCCUGGUCACCAUCCCGGACAACAUACCGCCGGAGCUCGCCGCGUCCGGGGACGUCGCGUCGUUCGUCUUCGCGCUGAAUAAGAACUGCGCAGCGCCGUUCCGGGACUACCUGGCCGGCGCCCUCAGGGAGGAGGAGAAGGGGGAGGACGGCCGCAUCGCCUUCGUGGUGGCCGAUGUCGACUGGUUCGCGCCGCUCUCCGUGGCCAGGGAGCUGGGCGUGGCCGCUCUGGGCCUCAUGACCAGCAGCGCCGCCAGGUUCCUGGUGUACUUGGCGUACCCAAGUCUGUGCCACAAGGGCUAUUUGCCCGUCCAAGACUCAAAUUUCAACACUGCAGUUGAGGAGCUUCCCCCCUUCUUCGUGCGAGACUUGCAUCGUGUGAUGGACAUGACUCGACACCUCGCAUACGCCGAUCUCCUCGCCCACAUCGUCGCCGGCGUGAGGCAAUCCUCCGGCCUAAUAAUCAACACGUCCGGAGACAUCGAGGGCAUGGAGAUCGAGAGAAUCCACAGCGAGAUUGCCCUCCCGGUGUUCGCCGUCGGCCCUCUGCACAUGAUGACGUCGUCUUCAUCCGUGGAGAGCAGCCUACUGACAGAAGAUCGCAGCUGCUUGGAUUGGCUGGACACACAACGGCCAAACUCUGUGCUCUAUGUAAGCUUUGGGAGCUUGGUGGGCAUCGACACAGACGAGUUCUUGGAGUUGGCCUGGGGCCUGGCCGACAGCCAGCGCCCGUUCGUGUGGGUGGUCCGGCCAAGGCUGGUGCACGGGUGCAAGUCCAGCACGCUUCCUGACGAGCUACAGGAGAAGAUAGGCAAUAGGGGUAGGAUAGUCAGCUGGGCUCCGCAGCAGGAGGUGCUGAGGCAUCCGUCUGUAGCCGCAUUCCUCACACACUGCGGAUGGAACUCGACGACAGAGAGCAUAUCAGAAGGUGUGCCGAUGAUAUGCAGACCAUUGUCCGGGGAUCAAAUGGGUACUGCCAGGUACGUGUGUGAUGUGUGGAAGGUGGGGGUUAGGGUGGAGGUGGAGAACCAGUUGAAGAGAGAGCAAGUCCAGACGGCCAUCACAAGACUCAUGGAUGGAAAGGAAGGUGAAGAGGUGAGAGAAAGAAUGAGAGAUCUGAGGCAUGUGGUGGUGAAGUGCACUAGCGAAGGUGGGACAUCUGAUGUUGCUUUGCAACGUUUAGUGGAUUCCAAUGUUUAA